GUAUAGACAGAGACAAGGAUGGCCGACACACUUCGAGAGAUCGCCGAGCUGCCUCAGACGUUCGUGCGCGAGGGCACACAGUUCAUGAACCGAUGCACGAAGCCCGACAAGAAAGAGUUCCUCCAAAUCUGCCGGGCCGUUGGGAUGGGAUUCGUCGUCAUGGGCUUCAUCGGCUACUUUGUCAAGCUCAUCCAUAUCCCCAUCAACCACGUCCUCGUUGGUGGAGCAUAAAGGGUCGCGCGGACGCUUCGGACGUAUAUGGAGCGGGGUCCAUUGUAUGACAAGGGCGCUGAGCUGAGAAAAGCAUGAUCAAUUCAUGAAUCGUACAGAUGGGUGCAAAAGGGAGAAAGUUGCCGCCUUAAGAAGUUUUGCCGCUGUCGGCCAAUUUUUCAAGUCUAUCCAGCGUCCUCUUGAGGAGGAUGGCGCCGCCUCCGCUCAGCCGUUGCACCGCUUCGGGCCGAUCU
Molecule: messenger RNA, 464 nt
Organism: Acaromyces ingoldii
Lineage: Eukaryota; Fungi; Basidiomycota; Exobasidiomycetes; Exobasidiales; Cryptobasidiaceae
Product: secE/sec61-gamma protein
Exons: 5
Coding region: 19-231 (70 amino acids)
Biological process (GO): post-translational protein targeting to membrane, translocation; protein targeting
Cellular component (GO): membrane; Ssh1 translocon complex
Molecular function (GO): transmembrane protein transporter activity
Source: RefSeq, a predicted model, not a curated record